AUGCUCUCAUCAGGACUUGGAAUUUACUUCCUGCUUUUAGGCACUACUUUCAAACUGGUUUGUUACUUUGCUAACUGGGCCCAGCACAGACCAGGAAUAGGCAAGUUUAUGCCAGAAAAUAUCCCCCCUUGCCUGUGCACUCACUUAAUCUAUGCAUUUGCUAGCAUCAAUAGUAACCACAAGAUUGCUACCAAGGAACAGAAUGACGAAGCUCUUUACAAAUCAUUCAAUGGUCUCAAAAAACAGAGACCUCAGUUGAAGACACUCCUGGGUGUUGGAGGAUGGAAUUUUGGUACACAAAGGUUCACCAGCAUGGCUUCUGCCAGGAAGAAUCGUUUAAUAUUCAUUAAUUCGACAAUUAAACUACUUAGGAAGCAUAACUUUGAUGGUUUAAAUUUAGACUGGAAAUAUCCAGGUUCGAGGAAAAGUCCAGCUGAAGACAAACAAAGGUACACAACUUUGAUUGAGGAAUUGAAAAAAGCCUUUCAACAAGAAGCAAAAGAAACUAAAAAGGCUAAGCUACUGCUUACAGCAGCUGUAGCAGCUAGUAAAAAAAAAAUUGACGCUGGUUUCGAGAUUAAAAAGAUUGCUCAAAAUUUAGAUUUUAUCAAUUUGGUUUCAUAUGGUUUCCAUGGGGCUUGGGACCGGUUCACUGGACACACCAGUCCUUUAUAUCGUGGCACUGCUGAUAAGGGUGCUUAUGCAAAUUCUAAUGUGAAUUUUGCUGCCCAAUAUUGGAUCCGUAAUGGUUUGCCAACAAACAAAAUGGUAAUUGGAUUUCCAACUUUUGGACGGACCUUCAAGCUCAAGACUUCUAAUGAAAGCGUUGGUGCUGCUGCAAAUGGUCCUGGACCACCUGGCAAUUACACUAAAGAAGCCGGCUUCCUAUCUUAUUAUGAGAUUUGUGACUUUUUGAAAGGUGCCAAAUCCAAAUUGAUGAAGGACCAGCUGGUCUCAUAUGCGACUAAGAAAGAUGUAUGGCUUGGAUACGAUGACCUGAACAGCUAUGAAGCCAAAAUCCAGUGGCUAAAAAAGAAUAAAUAUGGAGGUGCCUUUGUGUGGACAAUAGAUCUCGAUGAUUUCCAUAAUCAUUGCAAACAGGGAGUACUUCCUCUAACAACCAAAUUGAAUAAACUUCUUGAAAUAAAUCCAGGCUGUAAACUAUCAGUGAAUUCAUCUUCCAGUGGAAUUACUAGGAGCAAAACUAAUGGCAGCACAGAAAUACGUAUUAAUGGGCCUUGGUGCCUCAAUAAACCAGCUGGAAUUUACGCUGACCCACAAGAUCCUACCAGAUUCUAUCGCUGUGAUCAACUAACCACCCAUGAGCGCUGUGCUGAUGGACUGGUCUUUGAUGCAGGCUGCAUGUGUUGCAAUUGGCCUAAAAAAGCAGCAACUACUCAUAAGGCUGGUGCACCAGGUAAAUAAUACACAUCACCCUCUGCCACCCAUUCCCCAAAGCAUUACGUACCACACCACCCACCCCCUUGAUAUAGAUAGGCAGCAGUAGUAAGAUACCACUAAGAAUAUGCCUCCCAGCUAAACCACAUUCAUUAACUCCAACACUUAGGCUGCAGGUUUGGAGCCAAUUCCUAAACAAGCAUUUCAAAUUCUUGACCUUACAAAAUUUUAUCUUGAAGUAAUCUGCUGUUAGGUACCUGAAAAGCUUUCAUCCAGGUAGAUGAUAUUUAUCAGAUCUCCCUCGUCCACAACCAUAUAGACUUAAUUUUUUUUUAAAAUCCAUGUGUACAGUGCAACCUGUUUUUUGGUAGCCAUGUUGUGAAUUUCAAAUGGCUCUUUCCCUUGCCAGCAAUCAUUAAAGGUAUCCCUUGCAAUCCUUUCUAGCAUCGUGCCAAUAACAGACAUCAUGCAAAUGGUCCUGUAGUUCUCUGCAUAGAUUUGCCAUGGAGGAGUUGCUCCUCCUCCCAGCCCACCUCAUGGCCAUUUCUAUGUCAACAAAUAACUAAGCUAACACUACAAAAUUCUGUAUUCUUGCUAAUCACCAGGCCUUCCAGCGAGGUUGUCCUGUGGUACUAUUUUUUUCCGAUGCACA
Molecule: messenger RNA, 2050 nt
Organism: Carcharodon carcharias (great white shark)
Lineage: Eukaryota; Metazoa; Chordata; Chondrichthyes; Lamniformes; Lamnidae
Product: chitinase-3-like protein 1
Exons: 10
Coding region: 1-1425 (474 amino acids)
Biological process (GO): carbohydrate metabolic process; chitin catabolic process
Cellular component (GO): extracellular region
Molecular function (GO): chitinase activity; chitin binding
Source: RefSeq, a predicted model, not a curated record